This is a messenger RNA of Neocloeon triangulifer, 5486 nucleotides long. Its product is annotated as glutamate receptor ionotropic, NMDA 3A-like. The transcript has 14 exons. NCBI's taxonomy places the organism in Eukaryota, Metazoa, Arthropoda, Insecta, Ephemeroptera, Baetidae. Gene Ontology annotation, biological process: synaptic transmission, glutamatergic; modulation of chemical synaptic transmission; ionotropic glutamate receptor signaling pathway. Bases 314 to 3610 code for a protein of 1098 amino acids. The record is from RefSeq and is a predicted model, not a curated record. Gene Ontology annotation, cellular component: postsynaptic membrane; plasma membrane. Gene Ontology annotation, molecular function: NMDA glutamate receptor activity; transmitter-gated monoatomic ion channel activity involved in regulation of postsynaptic membrane potential.
UCGGAGCGAGGAGAGGUGGACCCACGAAAAGAAAAGGCUGGGAAAGCACUUCCUGUUCCUCUGGUGUGUUCAUCGUUCUUUUGGGGAAAAUACAAUAGUCUUGCCACUCUACUUUUCAUCAUGCAUUGCUUCAGCAAGAAGGACUGAUUUGCAAAGGGUUGCAAUGGCGGCAGCAUGGUGGGCGACGGACGCUUUGGCGGCCCCCGCUGUGGCCGCCGGCCUCCAGGCGAGCCGAGGGGUGCACCCGACUUGCAUGUCCCUGAUGCCAGCACCAGACCUGCGACGCCUUCGCUAAUUCGCCCUCAGGCGCCACAUGAGGUCGUCACUCGGCAUGCUUGCCACUCUGCUGCUGGCGACCUCCAUACUAAUUUCUCUUCCUGGAGAAGUGCCUGCUGUGACGAUCAACGUGGCGGCCGCUUUUGACGCCAGUGAGUCGCCUACACUGGCUAAGAACCUGAACCGCAGUUUCACCACCGUCAACAGGGAUGUGCUACGCGACGCAAAUGUAACCUUGGUGCUAAUUCCGCUGCCGGUCGGCGGGGAUGACGCUGAAAACAAUAACAGGUCUUAUGGGAGCAUGGAUGGUGCAGUUAUCGAUUUUUGUGCCGCUGUUGAGCGUCAUCGAGUGGCGGUUGUGUUGGUUGUUGGUUCAGGGGCGGCCGCACGAGGUGUCGUGAUGGCCGCUGGGGCGGCCGCUGUACCUGUAAUCUGGGCGCGGAAUGACUCGCAGGCGCCACUUUACUAUCAGGCGAUGUCUGCGUUUGAAGUGAACGUGGACCCGUCAUGGAGCGAGAUGUCUGCGGCCAUUCGUCACCUGCUGCUGGCCGCGCACUGGCACACGUACAGCAUCGUGUCUGACGCAAGUGCAGGCGCGGCGGCGGUUCGCGCGGCGCUGGCGCCGCUGGCGGCAUCGUCGAGCGUAUUGCUUCGUUCGGAGGCGACGCCGCUGGCCGUGUUCCACCGGCUGGCAGAACUGCAACGCGCCACCCGCGGCGUCGUCGUCCUGCUGGCCGAAGAGGCGGUCGCGCGCGCCACCUUGCGUCAAGCGCAGCGCCUGCACAUGCUCAGCUCGGACUGGGUAUGGUUGUUGGUGGACGCGGGUGGCGUUGCGUCGGCCGUGCGUAAGGACCUGUCCCUCGGCAUGCUCAGCCUGCUUCCUCGUCCAGCGCGGCUGCACCUCAAACAGACGUUGCGUGCGUUGCUCAAGACGCUCGCGCUUGUGAUCAAAAAGGCUGUGACGCGUACCUGGCUGCCCAUAGAUGCUGCUGCAGGUAUAACCGACCUGAGACCUUCGUGCUUUAGGACGACUGGUCGCCAGACCAGGUUCGCUAACAAAAUUGUUAGGGAUUUGCGAAGUGCAGUAAAUUUGGCACUGGCCGGCGAGUCUAUGGACCCAGAAGUGGCUCCGCUUGCCUCCGCCUUUGACCUACUUAACCUGGUGGCGCCUGAACAAGGGCCGGUUUGGAAAACGGUUGGAAACGUAAUUGGACGCCAAGUUUCUCUGGAAACGAUCGUGUGGCCUGGCGGGGACAUUGUGGGUCCUUCCCCCGGCGGUCGCAGCGUGUUUCGCGUGGUGACGGCGUUGGCACCGCCUUUCGUCAUGGAAGGUCUUCUGGAGGACGGUCAGUGUUUGCGCGGCCUGAAGUGCCAUCGAGUGCCGCGCUCGGCGGGUGCUCACCAGGACAAUAUGACGCUGCUCUUUUCCUGGGAACCUGAGGAAGAGCUGACCGCAGACCACCCUUUGCAGCCAACUUGCUGCUAUGGCCUUUCCAUGGACUUGCUUGAAAACGUCGCUCAAGAGCUGGAGUUCGACUUCCACCUUUAUCUAGUCAGUGAUGGCUUUUACGGCUCCAGGGUUUGGUCCAAAGAUGAGCACCAAAGAUGGAAUGGCAUCAUUGGCGACCUAGUUACGGGUGCCGCGCACAUGUCAUUUGCAGCGCUGUCGGUUUCAUCGGCGCGCUCGGAGAUUGUCGACUUUUCGGCGCCUUAUUACUUCAGCGGCAUUUCGUUGCUCGUUGCACCUUCGCAGCACAACGAAAUUCCUCUGCUUGCCUUUUUACUGCCAUUCAGUCCAGAGUUGUGGGUGGCGAUAUUCACCUCGUUGAACGUGACGGCCGUCGCUGUGGCCAUCUACGAGUGGCUCAGCCCGUUCGGCCUCAACCCGUGGGGGCGGCAGCGCAGCAAGAACUUCAGUCUGUCGUCCGCGUUGUGGGUUAUGUGGGGAUUGCUUUGCGGGCACCUGGUCGCCUUUAAGGCACCUAAGUCGUGGCCGAACAAGUUCCUCAUAAACAUCUGGGGCGGUUUCUCCGUCAUCUUUGUUGCCAGCUACACGGCCAACAUCGCAGCUCUCAUCGCGGGACACUUCUUUCAGAACUCGCCCAGCUUCCAUGACAGAAGCCUGCUGUCACAGCGAAUAGGGUCUGCGCGUUCCUCUGUGGCUGAGUACUAUGUUCAAACGAGCAAUCAGCCUCUUUGGGAGCACAUGCAACAGUUUACGCUACGAAACUUAGAAGAAGGAGUACAUCGCCUGAGGAAUGGAACGCUUGAUAUGCUGAUUGGGGACACGCCUGUGCUUGAUUAUUACCGUGCCAAUGAUCCUGGCUGCAAGUUACAGGCCUAUGGAGAUCCUAUCAGCCAGGACAUGUAUGCCGUAGGCAUGAAUAAGGGAUUCCCUUUAAAAGAUAGCAUAUCUGCUGUGAUUGCCAAAUAUGCUAGCAACGGUUAUUUGGACAUCUUACAAGAAAAGUGGUAUGGUGGUCUUCCUUGCUUCCGCCUUGAAAACAACAUGGUGCAACCGCGUCCUCUGGGAGUGACCGCAGUUGCAGGCGUCUUCCUUCUUCUUGGCCUCGGAAUGGUAGUCGGCUUACUGAUCCUCAUUGUUGAGCACAUAUUUUAUCGCAACUUUCUGCCUUCUCUGAGAAACAAGCCCAAAGGCACCAUUUGGCGCAGCCGAAAUGUCAUGUUCUUCAGUCAGAAAUUAUAUCGCUUCAUCAAUUGCGUGGAGCUUGUGAGUCCCCAUCAUGCCGCUAGAGAGCUUAUGCACACGCUCAGGCAGGGCCAAAUUACUAGUUUGUUUCAGAAAAGUGUUAAAAGGAAGGAACACGAACAGAGACGGCGAAGGAAGAGUAAAGCUCAAUUUUUUGAAAUGAUUCAGGAAAUUCGCAGAGUACAGGCUGAAGAGCGAGAUUUAGGAGUAACACCCUCAUCAAUAACUUCUCCUAUUACCGAUUUUGAAACGUCUGAGCUGACAAGUCUGAAAACACCUGCAAGUGAAGCGCCACCACCGCCGCCGCCUCCUCCUCCCGAGGUAUCCCGACCUCGCUUGCCUGUCGAGAAUAGUCAAACAGGAUGUCGACUGGCGCAGUUUCGACAGGACAGUCUCGAACAGCAGGUACCAUCGUUGAGACAUCGUCGAAGCAACUGCCAAUUGGCAUCAUCACCCAUCAAUCAAGAAGACCCGGCAGAAGAGCCCUCCACAGAUCUCACUACUGUUGAAUGGCAGAUGCGCGAAACGGAACUGCGAAGGCAGCUGUUAAAUGCACUGCGCGAAAAGGAUGAGCUGCGCGAUCAGAUUAGGAUACUGGAGAGACGUGUAAAAGAGCCACCAUGACGAGAGGAUGAAAUUUUUGUUUAGGCCGCCCGUGAUUGUCAAGGUGAUAAAAGGGCAAACAUGACAAACUCUUCCGACAAGUUACUGUUGACACUUUCCAUCACCUCUGCCUCUUUUAAAUAAGGGUUGGUAACGAGAAUUGAAUUUUCCCCAGCAUUUGGCAACAAAAUGAGAUGAAAGCAAUAACUAAACACUAGCCGAUGGUUUGAAAAAUAUUAACUGGAACUAAUAUUCGACAUCGGGUAACAUUUAUUGAUUUUUGCGCGCGCAUUUAAAAUAAAUUUCCUGCUCACAGUGAGAGUGGAAUUUUUUAACUUCAAACCAAGAGACUUCCAGGCGCGAUUUGAGAUAAUUAUGUUCUUGCCUAACAAUAAGCAUACAGUAUUAGUGUGUGCUGCCGCCUUUACAAUUCUACACUGAAAUCCACUUUCAAUUUUGCAACAUAUUAAAACGUCUUACAGAUUUUCAUUAUUUUCUCUAUAUCUUUAAUCAUUUAGAUUAAAAAACAAACAUUGUAAGCAUACACCCAUUUUCUUUUAGCUCAUCAUUAAACGUAUAUUUAUAGACUUAAAAGUAGAAGUCGCUAAGUAAGCAAAUGCCACAAAAAACUGGUGGUUUGGUCUUAUCUUAAUAAUCAAAUUCUUUAUCUGCUCUUUAAUAUAGUUCUGUAUUAUAGCUAUUGUAUUGGAUAGUAACAAAGUUUAUUUCCUAAAGUCUCCCUAACUUUAUAAAAUUUAAUAAGUAGAUUAAAAAAAAGACAUAGAAUUUAUAUUCAUAAUUAAAAUUUCCAAAAUAUAUAGUAAAACAAACUGGCUUUGCUUGCAUAAAAUAGUUUUUAAAUUAAAAAAAAAACUUAAAAUUAACAAUGCUACCUUGAGCGGCAGUUGUGAAGCGUAUAAAUGAUGACAAUUUGCGCUAUUUUAAACAAAAUAUUAUAGGCGUCAUAGAUAUCUGUUAAAAGCUAAAAUAAAAGUGUUAUAAUUAUGAAAUAAAAUUUGGAAAGCCAAAGGACGUAUAAAAUUGUAAAAAUAUGUGACAAACUAAACCAUUUUACAUAAUAUAAAUUUUUUGCUUAAGUAUCAAUUCCUCUGACAGAAGCUGCUACCUGCGUGUGUAUGCUGAUGUGAAUUGAAUGAGAUGGAGUUACGCUUUUAAAAUAUUGAAAUUAUGUAAUAUUAGAUUGCGGGAAUGUUCCAGUGUUUCUAGAGAUUGUUCAAAUAAAUGUCAAGUAGAAAGACAUGAAACUGUUAGUUUUACCGUUGCAUUUAUGUUAGUCAAUUUUGAUGAAAAAGCGUUGAAAAAUUCUAAUUAAAUGACAAAAUGCAAAUGCUUGUUAUAUUGUUGUUGUUCUUAACUCAUGGAUAUAUUAGAAUGCAAUUUCAUUAUUUAUUGUGCACGAUUUUUCAAAUGAGCCUUAAGGUUGUGCAGCAGUAACAAAAGUUACAUAAAUCACAAUAAUAAUAUCUACCGCUUCUAGCUCUGCACAAAGUUUAAAGUUUUAAUACGCAUGGAAAAUACAGGAAGUUUCCUAAAAUUGGCCACUCUCAGAAAAGUAGAUGCGUAAUGUUGUAUCCGUAAUAUUAGCGCGCCUGUUGAAGCACCAAGAAUUUCCAACAAAAAUAUUGCGCAAAGAUUUUCAAAUUAGACUGAAAAAAUGGUGUAUGCGUUACUUACGCAGCAUUGAAUGAAGGAGUUGUGAAAAUUUUGGAGUUUUAAAAGAAAAAUGUAUCGAUAAAUAAUAUGUAAAUAUUUGUACAGAGUUAUUAACAAGUUGAAAAUAUGUUCUUGCUAUUUCUUACGAAAUAAUAAAAAUGACUCAGAUGAACCUUUAACCGCCUUUAUAACAAAAUGUAGCAAAGUCCUUAUUGUCAUUAUU